This is a messenger RNA of Sparassis crispa, 774 nucleotides long. Its product is annotated as tRNA (guanine-N(7)-)-methyltransferase. The transcript is spliced from 3 exons. Gene Ontology annotation, biological process: RNA (guanine-N7)-methylation; tRNA methylation. NCBI's taxonomy places the organism in Eukaryota, Fungi, Basidiomycota, Agaricomycetes, Polyporales, Sparassidaceae. Gene Ontology annotation, cellular component: tRNA methyltransferase complex. The coding region runs from base 1 to 774 and encodes 257 amino acids. Gene Ontology annotation, molecular function: tRNA (guanine(46)-N7)-methyltransferase activity. The record is from RefSeq and is a predicted model, not a curated record.
AUGCCAAAGCGCAAACGCUCGACUCGCCCCCCUCCGCAGGAGUCUCUCUUACCUCAGAAAAGGCACUAUAGGCAGCGUGCACAUGCUAAUCCAUUUUCCGACCAUGCCCUCAGCUACCCGCACUCUCCCCACGCCUGUGACUGGUCUAUCCUCUACCCCGCCUUUGCCGGCUCCGGAAAGACCCCCGAGUUCGCUGAUGUCGGAUGCGGCUUCGGCGGCCUACUCAUCGCCCUUGCCCCUCUCUUUCCCGACACGCUCAUGCUUGGCAUGGAAAUCCGUGUACAAGUCUCCCAAUACGUCCGAGAUCGCAUUCUCGCUCUGCGCGCAACGUCCAACACCCCUUCGUCCUCCCCCGGUCAAUAUCAAAAUGUCUCUGUCGUCCGCGCAAACUCCAUGAAGUUCACCCCCAAUUACUUUCCCAAGCACUCUCUAUCUGCACUCUUCUUUCUCUUUCCUGACCCUCACUUCAAAUCCCGAAAGCACAAAGCCCGCAUUAUCUCCCCGACUCUGCUCGCCGAGUAUGCUUACGUUCUUCGACCUGGAGGCAUCGUGUACACCAUCACUGAUGUGCGCGAUCUUCACGACUGGAUGAGAACGCACUUGGAGGCCUUUCCCUUGUUCCAGCAUGUCAGCGAAGACGAUCUUCGCCACGAAGGCAAGGGCGCGAUCCUAGACGCGGUCUUCAGCGGCACCGAGGAAGGGCGCAAGGUUGAGAGAAAUAAUGGCCAGAAGUGGCUGGCUUGUUUUAGACGGGUGGAAGCUGUUCGAGUAUAA